Messenger RNA from Amphimedon queenslandica, 815 nucleotides. RefSeq names its product Golgi-specific brefeldin A-resistance guanine nucleotide exchange factor 1-like. NCBI's taxonomy places the organism in Eukaryota, Metazoa, Porifera, Demospongiae, Haplosclerida, Niphatidae. The transcript is spliced from 7 exons. The annotation marks the transcript as partial. The record is from RefSeq and is a predicted model, not a curated record.
UCAGAAUAAGCGAAACUCUGAAAAUGUUAUUAAAAAUUGUAAACUGACAAAUGACAACCAAUUUUUUGUUGAAUGGAAUAAUCCUUGCUGAAGCUACCCCCUGACAUACUUAACAGGAUUGCUUACUUAAUUAAGGUUCAAGACUGCUGACUCAAAUGAAAAGUUUAGAUACUUCAUUGAUGUGAUGCAACACUUUUCUUUAGAGAAAGCUGUAGUCAACACUUCGGAGGUCACUUUGUACUACAAAGUCGCCAAUCUUGUGGAUGGUGACAAAAGAUAUGCCUGGUGCGUUAGAUAUAGUGCGUCCAUUUUGUUCGGUGGUCAUCAAUGAAGAGACAAUCGGCCCAAUAACUGGCCUGGCUAUAGGAGCACUGGAUAAGUUCUUUGCCUCAGGAUUAUUAGAUCCAUCUUAUGAUAAAGCAGCUCAUGGUUUCUGUGAAGUGGCUGAAGCUAUCACUCAUGCUCGGUUUGUGGGUACUAGCACUGCCAGUGAUGAAGUCGUACUCAUGAAAGUACUCAUAGUACCUGAUAAUGAGGGAGGGAGUUCUCUAAGUGGUGAUAGUCCUACUGCUCCUGCGGGUAGUACAUUCACGACAUCAAGAGGUGUCCAUUUUUCUGGUCCAGUAGGAGGAGGAGACGAGGGAGAGAAGUCUCCUCAUGGUAUGCCUUGCGUUAGGGAAGUUCUGAGGUUUUUCAUUUCCAUUAUCAAUCCUAAAGACAGGAAUGACAAACGAGUGAUAUGCAUUGGAUUGGAUUUGGUGACUGUUAUGUUGGAGUGUGGCGGGAAGAGUCUUGUAGACAUUAAAUCACUGAGA